Cladocopium goreaui is the source of this 1396-nucleotide messenger RNA. NCBI's taxonomy places the organism in Eukaryota, Dinophyceae, Suessiales, Symbiodiniaceae. The record is from the annotation of a GenBank genome assembly.
GCUGCGCCACACCUGGCGCCGUUCGGCUGUCGCGCCGCUUCGCCUGCUGGAGUCGCUGCCGUCGAUGUGUCGCAGCCCGGCCAUGGCGGCGGCGUGGCAAGGGGUGGAAACGUCGCUGGGGGCGAAACUCGGCGCUGACAAGUCGACCCUCUCGGAAACAGAGGACGCCUUAGCACUGUUGGUGGCACAAGCCCUGGCGGCCGAGGAGUUGUCGCUGGCGCGACAACUCUGCCUCCGCAUGGUGGCUUUGAAGGAGGCUUCAGAGUCAGGUAGCGCCGAGCUGUUGCCCCCCGCAGUGCUACAUGCUUUGGUUUGUGCGCAUGCAAGGGCAGGUGAUGCCGACGUUGCUUUCUCCUUGCUGGGGAUUCUGGAGAAAAGUGACAAGAACCAGGCCCUUCCCGUGGAGAUCUUCGAGGCCUUGGUCGAAGGUCUGGUCUCCAGCGGUCGCUGCCGCAGCGCCUUUGAAACCUUCGAACGGAUGAAGACCUGGGACAUGGUGCAGCCAUCUUCGGCAUUGUACGUGCAGAUGAUCAAAGCUUCAGGGAUGGUGAGAGAUCCUGAUCAAGCACAAAGUUUGUUUGAUGAGAUGCUGUCCAAACACGGUACAGAUCACAAUGACGAGGCCCAGCUGGAGCUGAUCAUCGCACAGACCUCGCAGCGCCGCAGCACGCGGACAGCCUUUCGCAUGGCCAACGAACUCCUGACGCGACGAGGGGCUGUGCUCAGCUGGCGCCUCUGCGUGGCCCUGGCGCGCGGCUGCGCGGAGCUGGGCGACGCGGAGGAAGCCAAGCGGCUGCGGCGCAGGAUGCUGGCGGCAGGCAUCUUCCCGGAUGACGGCACACGUUCUGACUUGGUGCGCGCCUUUGGGCGCGCGGCCGCGAUGGCGCCCGAAGGCGAGCGUGGGAAGUUGCUGUCGCACGCCUGGCGCGAAGUCCAGGAAGCACGUGGGGCGAGCGGCAGCGAUCGGGCUCUGUCGCCGGAGUUGCUCCACGCCAUCCUGGCGGCCUAUUGUUCCGCCGGCCUUCCUUGGCACGGCGACGAGAUCCUACGGAUGAGUCAAGAAGAGCUGGGCGUGGAGGCUGAUGCAACAGCCUACGACCUGGUGUUGACCGCCUACUUCAGCGCGGAUCCGCGCGAUCCGCGCUUCGUGCGUUUGUGGCGUCGCAUGCUGCGGGCUGAGACCGUGAAACCUACGGAGGGGGCCUUGCAGAUGGCGUUGAAGGUGGCGGUGACUUUGCAGGAUCGUGACUUUACCAAAUCCGUGUUGGAGCUGAUGUUCGAGUCCCGCUGUGCUCCCGACCCAUUGGUGCUGCAGCAGCUUCACCAGCUGUCCACGGAUGCACCCCUGCAGCGCUUGCUGGGAGCCUUCCGGGCCUUAAGAAAAAUGGUGUGCUGA